Molecule: messenger RNA, 1118 nt
Organism: Drosophila hydei
Lineage: Eukaryota; Metazoa; Arthropoda; Insecta; Diptera; Drosophilidae
Product: circadian clock-controlled protein-like
Exons: 4
Coding region: 309-1079 (256 amino acids)
Source: RefSeq, a predicted model, not a curated record
AUAUGAUGAAAUGUUCCUAUGAAAAUUGUGUUGAGCUCGCUGACUCACGGUUCUCUCAAGUAUUACAAUUUAUAUUCAUAAACUUGCUUACACUUCUGUUAUUGAUACACACUGUAUCAAUUUCAGAGCAGGGCAUAUUAGGCUGAAUUAGAAAAUGCUUCCGAAUGUCCCCACUAUUUACAUUUAGAACAGAGUAUUCUACCAGCUGGCAGCUAUAUAUUCCCAGUGUCUGAGUAAGGUUAAUCGGUUGAUCGACUCAAUGCUAUCUACAACAGUCUCACGAAACUAAACGGGUUUGUUGAUAAAAAAUGCAACUGCGACUUGUUUCAAAUGCAUUUCUAAUCAAAACAAUAUUAUUUGUUUACACAUGGAAGGCAGUUAGUGACGCUCUGCAACUGCCUGGUGACAUACAGAAAUGUUAUUUUGGAGAUGACAAAUGCAUUGCGGAGAGCACAAAUCAAUAUUUGCGAAAGUAUGGCAAGGGGAAUAUUGAUCUGGGUCUGCCGCCAUUUGAUAAUCUUCCAAUAGACGACAUAACACUCAUUAACUCACCUGGACCACUCUGGAUAAGCUACAAGCUGAAGAACCAGCGACUUAAGGGCUUUGAAAAUGCGACAAUUACUGGCAUAACGGGCUUUAACCGUCAACCGGAAAUGAAUAAAAUGAUUAUCGAACUGAAGAUUCCAAGUCUCGUCUGCCACGGCGACUACGAACUGCGAGGCCGUGGCGUCAUCUUGUAUACCAAUUCAAGUGGUUCCACUAAAUCGGAUUUGCAGAAUGUGCGUUUAAAAUUGAAUAUCAAGAAUUUUAUCGAGUAUCGCAAGAAUCGCAGGUAUCUCAAGGUCUACGGUGUGUCGACUCAAAUCGAACUGGAUCGCUGGAUACUGACUGCUGAUAAUUUAUUUAAGGAGAACACGGAUCUAACUCUUUUGCUCAAUCGUGUGAUCAACGAGAAUUGGAUCGAGUUUUGGAAUGAGAUUGAAGCGACCAUCUUACCCGUUUAUACAAAGAGUAUAUUAAAUAUUGUCAAUAAUAUAAUAUACAAUAUUCCCUAUGAUGAGUUGUUUCUAACCCACUGAGAGCUGCUGGACACUAACUGUAAUUAGACAAAUUAAUCU